Dermochelys coriacea (leatherback sea turtle) is the source of this 1277-nucleotide messenger RNA. Its product is annotated as receptor activity-modifying protein 1-like. Bases 62 to 688 code for a protein of 208 amino acids. Gene Ontology annotation, biological process: calcium ion transport; protein localization to plasma membrane; G protein-coupled receptor signaling pathway. Gene Ontology annotation, molecular function: coreceptor activity. Gene Ontology annotation, cellular component: cell surface; membrane; signaling receptor complex. Lineage: Eukaryota; Metazoa; Chordata; Testudines; Dermochelyidae. The record is from RefSeq and is a predicted model, not a curated record. The transcript has 5 exons.
GAAGGGCCCUGCUGCCCCUCUCCUGGAGAACGUCUGCGCCCUGGCCCCGCACGUCGGGAGAAUGCCCGUCCAGCCCCGGCCACACCUCUGCUACUGGCUGCUAAUCCCUCUCCUGCAGUGGGGGUGCGGGGAGCUGACGUAUGGAGACCUCGAGGAUGAAAGUCAUUACCUGUAUCUGGAGGAUGACCCCUUUGCCGAGGAGGGCGGGUCAGCCCACUGCAGGGACACCUACCUGGAGUGGAUCUCCCUAUACUGCUGGACCACCUUCCACGCCACAGUCAUGGCCACGCCAGAGUGGAGCCGGUGUCAGUGGGACCAAAUCAGCAGGAUUUACAGCGACCUCUCCAACUGCACGGUGCUGAUGGCCGAGGCUCUGUCCUGCCCCUGGCCCAGCCCCGCUCUUGACUCCUUCUUCCUGCAGAUCCACAUGGAAUAUUUCACCAACUGCACCGUGCCUGCCAGCUCCCGGCCCAGCCAGCCACCUCUGGGGCCUGUCCUAGCCAUGGCUGCCAUGCCUGCCUGCCUGACCCCUCUUGUGGUUGCUCUCAUGCUCCGCAAGACCAGGAAGGCUGAGCCAAAGCCAAAGCCAGACUGGCCCCUCCCAGCGGCACCACCUGUGCUCAGCAGACAACAGGCUUCUUCUCGCGCAGUCCUGGGUACCAACUGGAAAGGGAGAGAGAGUGUCUAGUGGUUGCGGGGGAAGGGGUGGUGCUGGAAGCCAGGACUCCUGGGUUCUAUCCCUGGCUCGGGGAGGGGAGUGGGGUCUAGUGGUUGGGGUGGGUGCUGGUGUGAUGAAGUGGGAAUGUUCUUAAUGUUUUCUCUGAAUACUGUGUGGGUGCCUCAGUUUCCCCUUGUGACAAAGCGGGACUAUUCUUAAUGCUUCCUCUGAAUAGUGUGGGGGUGCCUCAGUUUCCCCUAUGCAGUUCUUAAGUAUCUAGGUGGUGGGAUAAGGGUGUAUGAUCGUUGCAGAGCCCUAGAGGGCAGGUGUGUGCAGGGGUCUGGACACAGGACACCCUGUUUCCUGGCAACUGAGAGCUAAAGGUUUGGAGAACAAAGGAAUCCGGUGACCUCCUGGCCCAGGAAAGGGACAAAGCCCAGAGGAGGGGGGGCUGGAGAGAGUUUCAGUUUGGGGCUGACUGGGGACAUGGAGUGAAGUGCAGACGGGGUUGUCUGGCUCACUGCCCCCAAAAUGGACCCGGCUGAGUGGUCCUGUUCUCUGCACCUACAAGCUCUGUGUUAAACCAUGUUCCUGUCGUCUAAUAAACCUUCUGUUUUAC